CCUUAUAAAUUGUAGUAUAAAAGAAAACGCUCACCAAAGAUUCGUCAAGCAAUAUGAUCCAGUCAGCAGUAUUACUCGUCUUGGUCGUGGUUCCAGCUCUUGCUAUGCCUGGGCUGGCACGUGACACCGAACUCCAGACAAAUGAUGACCCUUUCUCCUUCCCAGACCUACCACUGUUCCCUGAUUUAUCAUGGUCAUGGGACUUGGGUUCUUCCUCUUCCUCUGGAUCGAGUUCGUCCUCCUCCACUGAAUGUGAAUCAUCCUCUGGAUCCUCAUCAAGUUCUUCCUCUGGAUCCUCAUCAAGUUCGUCCUCUGAAUGUGAAUCGUCUUCUGGAUCUUCGUCGAGUUCCUCUUCUUCCUCGUCGUCUUCUUCUUCCUCGUCUUCCUCUUCCUCGUCCUCAUCUUCAUCCUCUUCCUCAGGUGACAGCAUCGUGGACGCCGCCAUAUGGUCUGCCUUAAUGCAGGACUUUCUGCUUGAUGACGAUGAGAAUACCCAGUAGGUCAUGGGUUGGUGGAUGCCGUUCACGACGCCAGGAGAUCCCCAAAAGAUUAAUCAAGCCGGG
This is a messenger RNA of Haliotis rufescens (red abalone), 563 nucleotides long. RefSeq lists its product as uncharacterized. The transcript is spliced from 4 exons. The record is from RefSeq and is a predicted model, not a curated record. The coding region runs from base 54 to 500 and encodes 148 amino acids. Lineage: Eukaryota; Metazoa; Mollusca; Gastropoda; Lepetellida; Haliotidae.